Closterium sp. Naga37s-1 is the source of this 447-nucleotide messenger RNA. The record is from the annotation of a GenBank genome assembly. Lineage: Eukaryota; Viridiplantae; Streptophyta; Zygnematophyceae; Desmidiales; Closteriaceae.
AUGCCCGGCUCCACCUCCUCCGCCGCCACCUCCGCCACCGCCGCCACUGCCUCCUCCUCCGCUCCCACCGCCACCGCCGCCGCCGCCUCCGCCGCCACCGCCGCCACCGAAGCCCCCACCCCCGCCACCACUCCCACCACCACCCCCACUCCCUCCGCCUCCUCCACCUCCACCGCCCCCGCCAGCCCCUCCAGCGCCCUUGCCCCCCUUGCCCUUGCCGGUGCGGCGUCGCCCGCUAGGGGCAGACGCAGCGCCGACCGACUCGGUGCCAACGAAGUCGACGGCAGCAGCAGAGGCAACAGAGGGCAAAAGAGGGGAGGGGGAGCACCCCUCAAAGACAGGGGCACGCGGGUCACCUCGAGAGGCUCCUACAGCGACUAUACUCUUCUCAGCUGCCAGGAGGCGCUCCUCGAGGAGGUCAACGGUGAGUGUGGUGGGGCAAACUGA